Messenger RNA from Fraxinus pennsylvanica, 1038 nucleotides. Lineage: Eukaryota; Viridiplantae; Streptophyta; Magnoliopsida; Lamiales; Oleaceae. The record is from the annotation of a GenBank genome assembly.
AUGUCGUCGUCGUCGUCAUCAUCGUCUUCGUCGUCACUGUCAAAAUCAUCUUCAACAGGUAUUAAUGGUGGGACAAAUUGCAUAUUACACCCUGUUUCCAAAUUGGAUACGCUAGCCGGUGUCGCCAUCAAAUACGGCGUCGAGGUGGCAGAUAUAAAACGGAUAAAUGGGUUGGUGACAGAUAUUCAAAUGUUUGCUCUAAAGACACUUGAAAUACCAUUGCCAGGACGGCAUCCCCCUUCCCCCAGCUUGUCCAAUGACCUCGACACUCAACGACCUAGCAGCUCUGAGCAGACACCAUCAUGCCGUAGGCACUCUGAUUUGUUCGAUUCAUUUCAGUCACUGAAAUCUUCUUCCCAGCGAAAAGUUUCUCCAGCUAUGCGCAGCUUACAAGGUUAUUACGGUCUGAAGCCAGAAGAUCAGAAAACUGAAGCAGAAGGUAUUGAAAUGUCUGUGUAUCGAAGAGGUGCUCAGUAUCUAGAGGACGGACCAUCUUCAAAACCUUCACCUAUUUUUAACUCUUCACUAAGUAAUCAUAGAAAAUCAGAUAGCGAUCUGGCCAAUCGGGCAUUGCCUCAAGAAGUCGAAGAUAGUGACUCAGAUAAAUGGAUCGAGAAGUUGGUGAGAAGGCGUCAAAAAUCUGAGGCAGACUUCACUUCACGCACCCCAGAAAUGCUACUAGAAGAUAACAACGCUAGUGGGGGAUUUUCAACCAUUACAGGCAAAGGCUUGGCUCUCAGACCAAAGUCAGCCGGUCGAACUUCCUCUGGAGUAGAUGUUGAAGCAAGUGGGAUGAACCAAAGAGCAAUAGCAUUGGGGGAUGCUUUUCUAGCUGACAGUAUCAGCGGUGUAAGGAAGUCAUCAAGCGCGUCAUGUUUGCAGGAUCCAGAUAACAACACGAUAUCAUCCAUGUGGCCUGCAACGAUGUGGAGUCUGAAGCCCGACUUUCAGGCUCUUUCUACUGUUUCCAUUACUAGACCCAUCUUUGAUGGUCUACCUAAGCCAAAUGGUCGAAGAAACAAAGCUGCUGUUGAUUAG